AUGACAGAUACGAGGACAAAUCUAAGAGCACGACACCAGCCUACUGUAAAGUGCACCGGAAGCAAUCUGCGGAAUUUUCUCGAGGCGUCUGAGAGGAGCUGUAAUCACCGUCGCUGUUUCGCGAGCUGCGACCACGUCGAAACAAAAUUACUAUCUGAAAAAGCAGUCAAGUACUCCGAGAAACGUCGGCCGUUGAGCUUACAACAUUUCCCUGGCUGCAGUUGCAAAAAGAAAUAUGAGCCUCAGGUAACUUUCGCCGCACAGAACAGUUUGAGCGGUGGCGAGAAUACCAGCAGCAAACCCGGCCCGAAACUUUGUGCCGAUAGGAACAGCACGCUGAGAAUUAUCCGGGCGAUCCGUCGGAACAGCAAGAAGAUCGGGACGGAGGAUCGAUCACAAUCGCCGGAACGUCCGCGACCCGGAAACAGCAAGAGCAGCGUAGUAGUAUUGUACCACGGGAAACCCUCCCCCGAGCCAGCAGCUCUCAGACCCUGUCAAUCGGAACGGGACGUCGGCAGACAGACGCUACCAUUGAUCGUGGAUAGGACGAAUUGGACGGCGAGAGACCACGUAGAUUCGAUUGACCGAGGGAAAGCUACUUUGAGACGUCGUCGACGUUUAUCGAGGCAACGAGGACCGCUCGGGCACGCUUAUCGGGAGGUCGGCGGUUCCCAAGUCGUGGAUCAUCGCGUCGCUGGCAUAGAGGAGCAGCGAGCGAGACGUAGAUCCGAUCCGGCGAGAUAUUCGGCCAACUCUGCGAAAAAUUUGAUUAGGUCGAGCGAAGGGUCCGCUUCUUGUCAGGAGGACGACUCGGAUGAUCCUGAUCAGAUCGGAGGAUCGGAAAAGCAUCGGACGAUCGGUAGAACCUUCGGGGAACGAUGCAGUCCCUCGAAUGAUGCUAUUUCGAAGCUAAUGGCUCGGUUCAGCCCCGGCGACAGUGGCGAUAACAAACAACGAAAAAACGCCGUUUACCCGAAUCUCGCCUACCUGAUGCAGCAGAUGCACUCGCGUCCGCGCGAACGAGGCGACGACCGCGCAUUCAUCAGUGUGAACGACGGCGGCGACUCGCAGCGAGUGUUCCCGUUCCAGGCGACGCCGAGUGGUAACCUGAAGAUUGUCCCGAAUCAGGUGGUAUUCGAGUCUAAGAAAGUUAGUGUGCUGGUCGCUGAUCCCCGUCACACCAAGGUGAACGUCAAGGCCGAGCUGAACAGGCCCGGAAACGAGGCUGUCGGACACGUUUCCGAGUCCUCGACGCGGGCCAGGCUCGUCGAUCUGCCGGUCGGAGUCUCGUCGUCGAUGAUCAAUCAAUCCCAGGCGCAAAAAGGUCUCUCGGCGAUCGAGGACACACAGAGACACACGAUGCAUCCGUUCAAAGUGAAACUGGCUCCAGCAGAGAUGGAGCAAAAACAACAAACGACACCGUCGACGUCUUACGAAGCGCCAUUGCUGCAGGAGGUGCCGCUGUCCGCACUCGGAUUUACGGGUGAGCAGCCAAUCGAUUGGGAUAACAUAAUUCUCCCGGAGAAGACCGACUUGUAUCAGGAGCUGGCCAGGCGUAUCACAAAUUACAAGAACGCCGAUUGUAUUGUGCGAAUCGAUCAGGACGAGUUCCAUUGCCACCUGCUCGUGCUGCAGAGCUACAGCGGCUUCUUCGACGAGAAGAAUCGCAAGGAGAUCGACCUGACCGGGAGCGACGUGUCCUCGAGGGCGUUCUCUAUCAUCUACGAUUGGAUGAUCAGCCCGAUCAGUGACAGCUAUCGUCUUCUACAGAGAGACAACAUUUUGGACGUUUUCAUUGCUGCACAGUAUCUUAGUAUCAAAGAAUUGGAAGAGCAGUGCUGGGCCUUCAUAGACAACGACGAGCUGUUCUCCGAGGACACAGCGUUUUUAUUGUACUUGGAAGCGAGGAAGAGUAAGAACACAGCGGUGAUGGAGCUGAUGGUUCCCAGAAUCAUGAAAUUCUUCCUAAUGCUCGUCAGCACCAGAGACUUCCUUGAGCUGAGCGUCGAGGAGCUGUGCCUGCUGCUGAAAUCAAACUACAUCUCUGUGAACAGCGAAAUGGAGGUCUUGAUGUCCGCGGUUCGAUGGCUGAUGCACGACUGGGAGAAUAGAAAACAGCAUCUGUUAGAGGUGAUGAGAUGCGUUCGGUUCGGACUGAUCGCUCCCUGGCAAUUGGUAGACGUGAAAAGAAACCCCGAGAACCCGGAGUUCAUGGAACUGAUGUCCUAUCCGGAGGUGCAGAAAAUGGUCGACGACGGUCUAGCUUUCGUCAUCAUCAAGUAUUGGUAUGGUAAUCAAACCGAAGACUAUUAUCAUUGGAUCGAUUUAUUAGGACUUACCGAACCUACCAAUCGAAAUUGGGCUGGCGAGGAUAAGAAUUACGUGACAUACAGAGAAUUUUUGUUGUAUCUCGAGGAGUACCAAAGGACGAAGAUAUCAGAGCUAAAAGGACGAAAACCUCGUUCGAAGCCUACUCCACCUAGCUCGCCACCCGAUGAUUAUCUCUUUGUGGCUCCUGGAGUAGCUAAUACUUAUCCCCAGAGUUCGGGUGAUAACGGUGCAGUUCAAAACGAAGUGACGAUGCACUUGGCGCAUCCAAUUCCCAAUUAUUCGCCAACCGAGAUGCCGGCAAUGAUGAUGCAACCGAAAUUAAUGAACGACUAUCUGAGCAACUUGGAGCGAAGCAGAGGGAACGAGGUGAGAGCUGCGAACACGGCCGCCUUUGACGCCAGAUUCAACGGCGGCGGGGAAUCGCCCAAAGCUCCCCAUAAAUCAUCGGCUAUCGAGAAACACGAGCAGGAACAGGCUCGCCGUGUCGCGAAUUCACCGAACGCCGGCAAAUUGGAUCACGAGAAGAACGCGCCGGAUGUUUGCCGGUGCCAGCGGCACGACUCGAAUCUGAUAUUUUCUGCGAGGAUGGGACAGACGAGAUCCAAGAUGCCGAGGGACUUGGAGGAGGCCGCGGACUCCGGCAAAUCCGAAGAGGAGGCAGCCACCACGAUACAGGCCAUCUACAGAGGAUACAAGGCUAGAAGGAAAUUUCACGAAAUAAAGACAUCAACGUCGGAGGAGAAGCGGAAUAUCAAGAAGGUGGCGGAACUACUGGCCAUUCCGAUGGACGAAACAUCCCGCGAGUCCUCGCUGAAGCCGGUCGGAAUCUCAAACAGUUCGGCAAACCAAAUCAAAAGUGGGAAAAAGAGAGAGCAGCCUGUAAGAGCUGAAAACCAACGCCCCGCUGGAAAUAAGACGAGUCAAUAUUAUGGCGAGCGUGUCCCUUCUUACGUAUCCGGGGAACAAAGACCACAGCCCACGCCGCGGAACGUGUCACAUCAACGAAAUACAAUGAACACUAUCAGGACCAUAAAGUCCCCGAGAUUUUUCUCGAAUCACGGCGAGAUAACCAGUUCCCCGUCGGAUAACACCGACACAGAAGAACUGCUGUCCGCGAAAUCGACUAGGGCCGAUGCCGAUGACAAUGCUCAGAACAAUGUGAAACCCGAGGGACAAAGGGCUGCGAAUCAUCAGGACGGUGACAAUGUUCAGCGAGCGAAAAACGUCGUGAAAACUGUUCAGAUACGAAGUCCAAAUUACACACGACCGCUGCCACAAAGAAUCAGUAACAGUAUGCUGAAUCCUACAGCCGACAGCUAUUUCCUAGACAAGUCUUUAUACUUUCCUGAUCGGGAAUCGAUUCUAGUGUUUGGGGGCACCGAUCCUCACGAAGAAUACGGCCGUGCCGGAAACACCGGCAAAGCCAUGUACAGAUUUAAACCGGAUGAAAACAUUUGGGAGUUCGUCGGCGAGAUUCCGCAGCCACGACAUCAUCAUGCGGUCGCUUACCUAAGAGGUCGUAUUUACGUAGUGGGUGGAGCAGAUCCCCUGGAAGACAAACUGCACAGAAAGAGCACUGCGGUCGGGAGCGUCUGGAGCUACGACCCGGCCACCAGGACUUGGUUCAAUGAACCUGGCAUGCUGACAGCCAGAAAGGACUUUGGAUUGGUGGUCAGUCACGGGAAAAUGUACGCCAUGGGUGGGCAAGGCAGGAACGGGAUGACUCUAAAGAGCAUGGAGGCUUUCGAUCCGGCGGAUUCAACGUGGAGGGAGGUGCAACCGAUGCAAACCGCGAGGGUGGGACCCGCUACCGUGAAAUAUCGAGGCCUUAUCUGGGUCGCUGGCGGCAUGACAAAAACGAAGAAAGAGCUGUUCUUAAAGGACGUCGAGUGCUACGACCCGAUCAAAAAUUUAUGGCUGAGAGCGGUCUCUUUGAGAUCACCGAGAUGCUUCGCCUCGUUCUACGUCGUAUCCGACUGUCUUUACGUGAUCGGCGGAGCGUCGACCAACGAGAUCGCCGCGCAUAGUAUCGACAGCGUCGACGUGUGGGACGCGGACGAGUCCGACUGGAGGGAACUGGCGAAAAUGUCGAUCCCGAGACACGGACAUACCGCCGGAUCGAUAGGCGAGCAACUGUUAAUAAUCGGUGGCGUUACCACGACGUUUAUGAAAACACUGAACAGCGUAGAGUGCUACUGCUGUGACAUCAGGAAAUGGAUGAAGGGAGUUUCUGCCCUACCACAAUCCAUUUCCGGUCACGGAACCGUAACAUUACCUCCGGCAAACCUCUUAAUAGAUCACUGAUAAUUGUGGAAAAGAAACGUAACUCUUUCACGUUCAACCGUUGACGCAUUAAACAUUUAUUUUCUG
Messenger RNA from Nomia melanderi (Alkali bee), 4701 nucleotides. NCBI's taxonomy places the organism in Eukaryota, Metazoa, Arthropoda, Insecta, Hymenoptera, Halictidae. The record is from RefSeq and is a predicted model, not a curated record.